AUGUCAGCCAACAUUCGUAUUGCUGUAGACGUCAAGCUUUUCCAGCACCUGAAAGAAGCGGGUGGCGCCGGCCUUAGUGCUUCAGCUUUGUCUGAAAAAACGGGCGUCGAUGUCGCUCUACUGGAACGUCUAACGAGACAUCUCGUGGCAAUGUAUCUCAUCACUUAUCACGAUGGAGCCUUCCACGCCACAACACUAAGCAAUGGCCAUGCGGAGGAAAACUACCAACACAGCAUCUCCUUCUGCUACGACGCAGCAAGACCCUCAUUCAACGGCUUCCCCGAGUUUUUCAAGAAAACUCAAUACCGAUCCCAUUCGUUAGGGAGCCUCGAAGGCCUCUUUCAAGACGCACACAAGACUCAGCUCCCGUUCUUCGAAUGGCUGGUCGCGACGCUGCCGCAUCUCCAGCAUUUCGACUCGUUUAUGAGUGCGUAUCGUGUGGGCAAGGCGAAUUGGUAUGAUCCUGGCUUUUAUCCCGUAUCCGAACGUAUGAUCUCUGGUUUCGAUGGAAGCUCUAGCGACGUUCUGCUUGUAGACGUGGGUGGUGGAAGGGGUCAUAAUGUUGCUGCCUUUGCUGCGCAGCAUGUAUCUCGUAUGGGAAGGAUCAUACUCCAGGAUCGAGAGCCCGUCAUUGCUGGUGUCUUGGCCAGUGGCAAGGAACGACUCUUCGAAGCGCAGGUCCACGGCUUUUUCACGCCGCAGCCCAUCAAAGGGGCGCGCGCAUACUCUCUGCAUUCUAUUCUCCACGACUGGGGUGAUGAUGAAGGUGUGAAGAUAUUGGAAAUCCUGGUACCAGCGCUGAAGAAGGGUUAUUCAAGAGUAUUGCUGAACGAAAUUGUGGUCAGUGAGGAGAAGCCGACGAUCGCCGCGACGAGUAUGGAUAUGAUGAUGCUGGAUCAUUUUUCUGUGAGGGAAAGAACAGAGACGGAAUGGAGGGUCAUUCUAGCGAAGGCUGGGUUGAAUAUUAUACAUAUUUAUACGUAUCCAGGAGUUGCUGAGAGUUUGAUUGAGGCGGAGUUAGCUUGAGAGCCAUUUUGCAUUGUGCAAGAGUGGGUGCUGCUGCCAUGGCGCAUUAACUAUAGCUAUAGUGUUACAGUGUUAGG
This is a messenger RNA of Pseudogymnoascus verrucosus, 1103 nucleotides long. RefSeq lists its product as uncharacterized. Gene Ontology annotation, molecular function: O-methyltransferase activity. The record is from RefSeq and is a predicted model, not a curated record. Bases 1 to 1026 code for a protein of 341 amino acids. The transcript has a single exon. NCBI's taxonomy places the organism in Eukaryota, Fungi, Ascomycota, Leotiomycetes, Thelebolales, Thelebolaceae.